Molecule: messenger RNA, 1322 nt
Organism: Drosophila innubila
Lineage: Eukaryota; Metazoa; Arthropoda; Insecta; Diptera; Drosophilidae
Product: lipase 3
Exons: 2
Coding region: 60-1292 (410 amino acids)
Biological process (GO): lipid metabolic process
Molecular function (GO): hydrolase activity, acting on ester bonds
Source: RefSeq, a predicted model, not a curated record
AUUUUGUUUAGUCGUGCGACAACUUUGAACAGAAGCAAACGUUGUCCGAAAAGAAGGAAAUGCUGAAGGAAGUGUUAUUGAUCCUGGCAGUGACCGGGGCAGUCCUAGCCAGGAGUGUGCCAGAUGACGACUUUGAUCCUUUUGCCGAUAUACCAUUUAAGAGACUCAAGAAUUCGGCUCAACGCAUUGAAUCGUAUGGUUACCCAGCUGAAUCGCAUUAUGUGGAGACGGAGGAUGGUUAUGUGCUGAACAUGUUCCGCAUUCCACACUCCCCCAAGCUGGGCAAUGCCAAGGAGGCGAAUCGUCCUGUGGUGUUCAUACAACACGGUCUGUUCAGCUGCUCCGAUUGUUUCCUGCUCAAUGGGCCGGACGAUUCCCUGGCCUACAACUUUGCGGACAAGGGCUACGAUGUCUGGCUGGGCAAUGCUCGUGGCAAUAUCUAUUCACGCAACAAUACCAAAAUUAGUAUGAAUCAUCCCAAUUUCUGGUCAUUCAGUUGGCACGAGAUUGGUGCCUACGAUCUACCUGCAAUGAUAGAUUAUAUCCUGGCAUUGACUGGUCAGAAGGCUCUGCACUAUGUGGGUCACUCUCAGGGCUGCACCACCUUCUUUGUGAUGGCCUCGUUCCGUCCCGAGUAUAAUGCAAAGAUCAAGACCGCCCACAUGCUGGCCCCGCCCAUCUUCAUGGGGAACGUCACCGAGGGUACAGUUGUCGGACUGGCUCCUUAUAUCGGCACCCCAGGAACUGGAUCCGAGCUGUUGCAGAACCAGGUUUUCUUGCCCUGGAACGAGGUGAUUCAACGAGUCCUGGACACGGCUUGCAGCAAUGAGCCUUAUGUACACGAAUACUGCAAGACUCUGGCUUUAAUGUGGGGCGGUGGUGUGGGCAAUUUGAAUGUAACCCUCUUGCCACAAGUGGCAGAGACUCAUCCAGCUGGCAUAUCCACCAAUCAGGGCAUUCACUUCAUCCAGAACCAUGUGUCGAACGAGUUCCGUCAAUACGAUUGGGGUCGCAAGAAGAACCUGGCCAAGUAUGGAUCAGAGGUGCCACCAUCCUACGAUCUGACCAAGAUUACAUCCAACGUCUAUCUCUAUGCUGGUCCUGCCGAUGGCUCUGCCAAUCUCAAGGAUAUUGCACGUCUUCCCGCUUAUCUUCCGAACCACGAAGUCUUUGAGAUUGAUGAUCCCACCUGGGGACACUUGGACUUUAUUUUCGCUCUUAAGGUCAAGGAAGUUAUCAACGAUAAGGCAAUUGCGCUGAGCGAGGCCUACGAUAAGCUCAAUAAAGACUAAUCCCAAUGGGGUUGUUUAUCUUAUCUGAAA